This is a messenger RNA of Gadus macrocephalus (Pacific cod), 2151 nucleotides long. It is a transcript of the gene wdr93, whose product is annotated as WD repeat domain 93. Bases 205 to 2151 code for a protein of 648 amino acids. The transcript is spliced from 16 exons. The record is from RefSeq and is a predicted model, not a curated record. Gene Ontology annotation, biological process: electron transport chain. NCBI's taxonomy places the organism in Eukaryota, Metazoa, Chordata, Actinopteri, Gadiformes, Gadidae.
ACGCUGAUUAGCUGUUCCUUCGUGAAACGAGAAUGCAGGCGAGUUGAGAUGAAACGAGGAUGUUGGGGAUGUUGCCAUGGCGACAGGAAGCGUAAACAAGGCUAGCGGCGGUGGUGGUAGUGGUGGUGAUCAGAUAAGGAGCUCUACCUGGGGAGGUCUACCGUGAUAAGGUUGCUGAGUUGACCUAAAGCAGAGAAGUACACAAUGGCUAUCCCUGAGCCCUCUGAGCAAGACUGGGGUGAGAAAGACAGCGAGAGUUUUCUGACCGAUCCUGAAGAACUCUGGGAUCGACUGCCCCAGCCUUACCGCAUGAUCGACAAGGUCCUAGACAUAUUACUAGGCACGGCCUGGGAAUCGAUCCUGAAAAGAGAAACAGCCAGGAGUGCAUCCCAGAAGAAGCAUCCUAAUCUCAUGCUGUCCGCUGAUACACAGCUCCCAGAGUGCACCAGCUGCCUGGCGUGCUCAGGCGACGGCCGGUAUCUGGCCGUGGGUCACUCCCAGGGGGUGUCUGUGAGCUGCGCCGUCUCCCUGGCCUGCGUCUCCUCCUGGCUCGAGGACGGGCUGGACAUCACCGCCAUUCGGAUGACGGGCGUCGGCCAGGAGGCCUAUCUGAUCAGCACCGUGGAUGAUAUGGGUGUCGCCAGAGUCUUCGCACUUAGCGCUGAAAAGAUAUACCUACUCAAGAUCAUCAACAAGACGGAAGACAUCAACCAGAGAAAUGUGUGCGUGACCUUUGACCUUUCUGAAGGUGGCGAUUUCGGAGCGGUGUUAAUGAGCUGCAAUGGUGCUUUUUGGUUGGACAUCUAUCAUUUCCCCCUAAAAUCCUGGCUUGCAGACUUGAAGCAGGCAGCACCUCAGUCCCAGAAGCCGACAGGUGGAGAUGUUAAUUGGACUCAUUGCUCAGUGCUGAUGAAGAUCACCUCAGGCAAAUUACCAACAGGAAAAACACUUCAGAAUCCAGCGGAGCUCUUAAAGAAAGCAGAGCAAGGCGGUGGUAUGGGUUCUGGACAGAACCACAUGAUCGGUGUUCACCAGUGGAAGGAUCAAGACGCUGCGUUCAGGUCCAAGUACGGGUCCAAUUCAGACCACGUGGGAACCCAGCCUUGCCUUGGCAGCAUGCACUUCCUGCAGCUGUGUGGAGUGGCGACUGGUUCAGGUGCAGAAGCGACGACCACCCACACAGGUGAGGUGCCAGAGUCUAUUUGCCUUUGGUGGACGGGCAGCCAUAACCUUCUCCAGUAUUCCCUGUGCAAGGCAAAGGAUAAACACGAUGUGGAUCCUAGACCAGCCAUGCUGUGGCCCAACGCUCAGGAGAUCGUCUGCUCCGCCAUCAGCCAAAGCAGUCGCUACAUCGCCCUGGGUCUGGAGCCGGACCUGGUCUCAGUCUGGGACAGGCAGACAGGCUCGCCCCUGUCUGUGGUGGUGGUGUCGGCGGCAGACAGUGUCCUCACUCGGGUGAUGUUUGUGGAAGGCGGAAUCCCUGCAGCGUUUUCCCGCCGGGUGCACCUGGUGGUCUCUUGUAGGAGCGGGACCACCCUCACGCUCACCGCCGGCGCCUCGGCAGCCGUCAGCGGCGCCGAGACCCUCGGAGCUAGACCGGGGGAGGCUGGCCGCCGUCCUUCCGCCAUCACAUCAGUGGCUUUCCUGCUGGGCCUGACUCUCGUGCUGCAGAGAAACGGAGAGUUGUUGAUCCUAGACGCCAUCAAUAAAGCUACGGUGUGCUGUUUGAUCGCCCCGGCCACUCAUCUCCUAGCUUGCCCCCUGGAUCCUGUGUUUACCCUGGAUACCGUGCGUCAAACCCUGUUCAUGCGAGGCGACCAACUGACAAGUCAAAGGUCUGAGGUGCCAGAAAGGAUUCAGAGUCAUCUGUUGGUUUUCCGGUUCGGAGAUCAUCCUCUCUUCAAGCCACACAUGGUGGCACCUGGAGGCUCUGUCCAGCCAGUGACAAUGAUCACCUUGGACACUUUGGAGCAAGCUUGCAAUCGCUACCUUCAGCAUAGGUCGCUGGAGAACCCAGGAGAACGUGCACAAGGUCGGGAAAAGGACGAGCCUGAACUCGCAAAUAAAGCCCGCCUACACACCGGAACCCCGUUGAACACCGAACAAACCUUUGGCAAACAAAAGCCCUUUUCGUUUACGAUGUGGAGAUGA